Messenger RNA from Halichondria panicea, 2519 nucleotides. Its product is annotated as VPS9 domain-containing protein 1-like. The transcript is spliced from 13 exons. The coding region runs from base 75 to 2423 and encodes 782 amino acids. NCBI's taxonomy places the organism in Eukaryota, Metazoa, Porifera, Demospongiae, Suberitida, Halichondriidae. Gene Ontology annotation, biological process: vesicle-mediated transport. Gene Ontology annotation, molecular function: small GTPase binding; guanyl-nucleotide exchange factor activity. The record is from RefSeq and is a predicted model, not a curated record. Gene Ontology annotation, cellular component: endocytic vesicle; cytosol.
AAAAAUAUUGAAGUGAUAGAAAUUUUACCUAGAAAUUGACAUGACAUAACUAGGUACAGGUAUCUAUAGUAUACAUGAUGGCUAGUAGACGGGUUAACAGUGGGGAGCAACUGAGCACAGUAGCCACGCUCAUCAGUGAGGCCCAGACCCUGGACGCUAACGGAGAUGAGCUGGGUGCCUACAGACACUACCUCUCCUGUGUGGCCCAGAUGGCUCAGACACUCAGUGGUGACAUCCAGGCCAAUCAAGGUCAGGGGACGUUGCCUGAGAUACGGUGUGUUCAAUUGUUUAAGAUGGCGAGGAACUGUUUGGACAGAGGAGAGAAGAUCUACACCACGGCUAAACAAGAGCAGCGACCAUUAGCCCUGUUUCGACUGGCCUCUCCAUCACCGACCGUCUCACCCACACUGCUGACUUCUCCAGUGGAUAACGGGAGUUUCCCCAGACCUCUGGAAAAGUUCAACACAUGGCCUCACAGUUUGGGUCCCCCACAGAGCAGUUUGGUCAACACUCGCGCUGUGGUGGGGAGAGAGGGGAGAGAAGGGGGAGAAGAGCAAGCCCCUCCCAAACAAACAAGUCGUAUUCAACAUCAGUUGUCAUACAUUGAGAGGGCUAAGUUACGUAAUGCUCACAUGAUGGAACAGUACAAAGCCGUGCUCAGAGAGUCUCGCUCCACCAACAACCUCCCCUCAGAUGUACGACUGAGCAUGCUGCGACGACUGGAUGAGAAUGUGGGUGUGGCAAAGAUCAAAGAGCAAACUAUUGCUCGUAAACUAAGAGAGAGAGAGUUUAGAUUGGCACAGGAAGCUAAGGGGAAGAGCCACACCUCCUUGACCAUCCUCACUAUAGAUGAACUCUGCGACACCAUCACCAGCUACGAGCAUGGCAAGAGUGCCACCAGUAAUAUCAAGGCCAAGCUCAAUACAGCUGGCUCCAACGCUGACCAGAUCUACUCAACAGUAGCUGAGAUACUAGGCAUGAGUGAGCAUCCCCUGGCCAGACUCCUUGCCGAGGGGCAGUACAACGUGUUUAUGAUGCUGCAGCCGCUUGUGGCUGCUAUUGAGAAGGCUGGUGGUCUGCCACACCUCGAGAUACGACUGGACAACUGCAGUCUAGACAGAAAGCCCUCAGAUGAUGCACCCAAGAACACUGCUGACUCCAUUCCAGCAGUGAAGUCGUCAGUUCUCGAGGAACACCAAGAUGAUGAUGAUGAUGACCUUUUAGACCUUCUGACAGAGGACGACGAGGACCUCCUGGCUGAGUUGACCACCCCCCACAGUGCCAAGACCUCCCACAGCGAACCUUUGUACCAUGUCCUGGAGUCACCCAAUGAACACAGAACAGAGAGCCUUUACCAAGACUUGGAAUCUUCCACACAGACAGCUGGCAGCCUUUACCAAGACUUGGAACCCUCUACACAGGCAGCCGGCAGCUUUGACUUCACCUCUAAUGCGGCUUAUGGAACUGUAAAAAAGUUGAAUGAAGAAGAGGAGCCUCGCUACGUGUCUCGUGAUCACAUGACCUCGUCUGGUGGAGCCGUCUACACCAAUAGCCAUCAGGAACAGUCUCAACAAUUCUACAGUGUCCCACCCUCUAAAUCUCCUCUUUACGAAAAAUUGGAUGAUCUCAACGUCAAUAGCCAUCUGUACGAACCUUUGGAUUGUGUGGAAACCACUGAUGGUGGACUAUUGAGUCGUUCAGUGGAGCCAGUGUUCCAUAACCUCCCACCUCUCGUAUGUGCUGCUCACUAUGGCGAUGAGUCAUCUCUCAAUAAACUAUCAACCACUGCCGAAUCUGUUGUCAAGGAGGCAGUAAAGAGCAUAAGGAAGUUACUGGACACGCUUGAGGAGGUGUUUGGAAAGUGCUACCCAGUACUGAGCAGUGGAGACAAUGCCGAAGUGGUGGCCUCAGUCCUGGAGGCCAAUUUUUUUCCUGGCAUUCUGCAACCACUGACUUUAGUCUAUCGCUGUAAGAACUAUCGGGAGGAGUGCUCCACGGCAACAAACAUGUGCCAGAAUGUCAAUGCCACACCCAAGGACCUCGCAGUGCGUGACAAGUACUGGCUCAUUCAGCAGACGUACGCUCCGUAUGGUGAAGCUAUAGAUGAGUUAAGAGGUGUGCCCUCUCACACUAGCCCCACCCCCAAACUCAACGGCCUUGUGAGACUAAGCAAGAGGAUUAUCCAGUGUAUUACUGACUACCACCAGGCACAGGGAAACACGGCAGUUGACACUGCAGUAGGAGUGGACGAUCUUCUGCCUAUCCUGAGCUAUGUGAUUGUCCGCUCUGGUCUACCACAACUGGUGUCCGAAGCUGCCAUCAUGGAGGAGUUCAUUGGAGAGGGGUACAUGCGUGGAGAGGAGGGAUUCUGCCUGACCUCUUUUAUGACUGCACUCAAAUUUGUGGCACACAUGUCUAGUUAACCCCUUCAGGACUGUUUUUACUCAUUUAUCAUGAAUAAUGCUUUUGUGCAAUUUUAGUUUUUAUAGGUCAUCAUGAUCAUGCUAAAUUUUACUUGA